AUGGACCGAAUGAAGUCUCUGGCCUGAAGUUACAUCUAGUGGCCUAACGUUGACGACGAUGUGGAGCAAUUUGUCCGUCAGUGCACUGCAUGUGCUGAAGCAGCGAAGUCCCCGACAAAAGCAACCUUGGAGUCAUGGCCUCUCCCGGACAAGCCAUGGCAACGUGUCCAUAUCGAUUUUGCUGGUCCGAUUCAUGGAUACUACUAUUUCGUCAUGGUAGAUGCUUUCUCUAAGUGGCCCGAAUUUUUUCGCACUCAAUCCAUUACCACAACUCCAACCCUGAAUAUGCUGCGUGAAACGUUUUCCCGUUACGGCAACCCAGACACAUUGGUUUUAGACAACGGAACGCAAUUCACCAGCGAGCAGUUUCAACAGUAUUGCCGUGCAAAUGGUAUCACCUAUCUCCGCACUGCUCCCUACCACCUGCAGUCCAACGGCCAAGCGGAGCGAUUCGUUGAUUCACUCAAGCGUGGCCUCAAGAAGCUAUCGACGUCUCCAGCAGAAGCAUUCCUUGGAAGACCAGUGCGCACCACUUUGGACCUACUGAAGAAACCUGUUCCUGUAACUGAAGCUGUCAAGAACCACAAACAAAACGAACAGUUCAAUUGGCGGCAUGGAGCAGUCAAGCGCGAGUUUGAAGAAGAUGACCUGGUCUACGUUGAACAGCAUCGCAGAAACGCCAAGUCCUGGAUUCCUGGUCGAGUCAUCGAACGGAAAGGUUCCGUCAACUAUAUCGUUGCACUGGACAUGAACGGGAGACCGAAGCUGGUGAGGUCACAUGUAAACCAAAUGCGCCCUCGUCACACUUCUGAUGAUCCAGAGCAAGCGACGCAGCAACUACCAUGGGAAAUCCCGCUUGAUGAAAUUCAAGAUGAAGCUGUACCGUUGGAUCCAGAAAUGCCAUUCAAUCACGAUGUCCCUAUUCCUGUUGGUUCCGUAUCACUCGAAGCUGAUGGUCAAGUGGCGAAAAUCCUUUUUCGACAAUCGAUCAUGAACCUGCUGCUCAAGAUGGAGAACUUCAGUCCGCACAAAAGCCCGUGUCAUCUGAAGCAGUUGGAGACUUUAUUCGACGUUUUGUACGAGAAUCAAGAAUUACAAGAUGGUUCUCUUCCUAUGACAUUUUCUAAAAAGGGGGAGAUGUAA
This is a messenger RNA of Ochlerotatus camptorhynchus, 1143 nucleotides long. RefSeq lists its product as uncharacterized. NCBI's taxonomy places the organism in Eukaryota, Metazoa, Arthropoda, Insecta, Diptera, Culicidae. Gene Ontology annotation, biological process: DNA integration. Gene Ontology annotation, molecular function: nucleic acid binding. The transcript has 2 exons. The record is from RefSeq and is a predicted model, not a curated record.